UUGUUAGAAAGUUAAUGGCUGGGGGGAAAGAGAUUCUCUUCUCGCUUCAGGAGAGUUUGAGGAUUUUCUGAAGUGAAAACAUAAUUAUUUAAAACUAUAUUACCCCAAGCAAGUAUAGGACAAUAUUACAUUUGUUAAUAUACAUAUUAUUUAGGGAAGUAUGCAGGAUGCAGUAGCCGGGACAGCAAUGCUGACGGACGGCUUCGAGGACGAGAUUGACUCGGUGACUCCGCGCUCCCCUGCGGUAGGGAUGGGGGUAGGAGCAACACCAGGAGCCGGACUCGGGGGCCUAGGGAUUGGUGUCGGUGGAAAAAAAGUUCGCUUAUUCGGCGAGGCCGGUGGGUCCGCAACAGACAGGCUGGAUUUUAAACUCGCUGCGGCUGCAGUGCUUUCCUCCGGCCCUGGAUCCGGCAGCGACGAAGAUGAGGUUUCUGAGGUGGAGUCCUUCAUCCUGGACCAGGAGGACCUGGAGAACCCCAUGCUGAAAACGGCAUCAGAGCUCCUCCUCUCCAGUGCGGCGGACGGAGCUGACCUCAGAACAGUGGACCCGGAGACGCAGGCCCGGCUGGAGGCCCUGCUGGAGGCUGCAGGCAUUGGUAAACUGUCGACGGCGGACGGUAAAGCGUUCGCAGAUCCCGAGGUGCUGCGGAGGCUGACGUCGUCGGUGAGCUGUGCGCUGGACGAGGCUGCGGCCGCCCUGACGCGCAUGAGGGCCGAGAACACGCUCAACGCCGGGCAGGCCGACAACCGCAGCCUGGCAGAGGCCUGUUCGGACGGAGACGUCAACGCGGUGCGGAAGCUUCUGGACGAGGGGCGGAGCGUGAACGAGCACACGGAGGAGGGGGAGAGCCUGCUCUGCCUGGCCUGCUCCGCCGGCUACUACGAGCUGGCUCAGGUCCUGUUAGCCAUGCACGCUAAUGUGGAGGAUCGGGGCAUUAAGGGUGACAUCACACCCCUCAUGGCGGCAGCCAGCGGCGGCUACGUCGACAUCGUCAAACUGCUCCUGGUACAUGGAGCCGACGUCAACGCACAGUCCUCCACGGGAAACACAGCGCUAACGUACGCGUGCGCGGGCGGCUUCGUGGACGUGGUGAAGGUGCUUCUGAAAGAGGGCGCGAACAUCGAGGACCACAACGAGAACGGCCACACGCCCCUGAUGGAGGCGGCCAGCGCGGGGCACGUGGAGGUGGCCCGCGUGCUGCUGGAGUACGGAGCCGGCAUCAACACACACUCCAACGAGUUCAAGGAGAGCGCGCUCACACUCGCCUGCUACAAAGGACACCUGGACAUGGUGCGCUUUCUGUUGGAGGCGGGAGCCGACCAGGAGCACAAGACUGACGAGAUGCACACGGCGCUGAUGGAGGCCUGCAUGGACGGCCAUGUUGAGGUGGCUCGGCUGCUCCUGGACAGCGGGGCGCAGGUGAACAUGCCCGCCGACUCCUUCGAGUCCCCGCUCACGCUGGCGGCCUGCGGAGGCCACGUGGAGCUGGCCGCGCUCCUCAUCGAGAGAGGAGCCAACCUGGAGGAGGUGAACGACGAGGGAUACACCCCGCUGAUGGAGGCGGCCCGCGAGGGACACGAGGAGAUGGUGGCGCUGCUGCUCGCACAAGGCGCUAACAUCAACGCACAGACGGAGGAGACGCAGGAGACGGCGCUGACGCUGGCCUGCUGCGGCGGCUUCCUGGAGGUGGCCGACUUCCUGAUCAAGGCGGGGGCCGACAUCGAGCUGGGCUGCUCCACCCCCCUCAUGGAGGCCGCCCAGGAGGGCCACCUGGAGCUCGUCAAGUACCUCCUCGCCGCAGGGGCAAAUGUCCACGCUACCACGGCGACGGGCGACACUGCGCUGACGUACGCGUGUGAGAACGGACACACAGACGUCGCGGACGUGCUGCUGCAGACCGGGGCUAAUCUGGAACACGAGUCGGAGGGCGGCCGGACGCCCCUGAUGAAAGCCGCCAGGGCGGGGCACUUGUGCACUGUGCAGUUCCUCAUCAGCAAAGGUGCGAACGUGAACAGGGCCACGGCCAAUAACGACCACACGGUGGUGUCUCUCGCCUGCGCGGGCGGGCACCUGGCUGUGGUGGAGCUGCUGCUGGCACACGGGGCCGACCCCACCCACAGACUAAAGGACGGCUCCACCAUGCUCAUCGAAGCUGCCAAGGGCGGCCACACCAACGUGGUGUCCUACCUGCUAGACUACCCAAACAACAUCCUCUCCGUUCCCGCCCCCGACAUGUCCCAGCUCACGCCCCCCUCCCACGACACGUCUCAGGUUCCUCGAGUUCCAUUCCAGGCCCUGGCCAUGGUGGUGCCCCCCCAGGAGCCGGACCGAGUGCCCUCCACCAUCACGGCCCCCCCGCCGGUCACCAGCAAAGGUGCGUCCAAGGUGCCGCGGCAGAGCCCCCUACAGGCCGGGACGGUCGCCGCGGGGGCGGUCCCGGGUGGCGGGGGCGGCGGGGCCGAAUCGGAGCCCCUGCCGCCCUUCCACCCCUACCAGCCGCUGGAGUGCAUCGUGGAGGAGACGGAGGGCAAGCUGAACGAGCUGGGCCAGCGCAUCAGCGCCAUCGAGAAGGCCCAGCUGCAGUCCCUGGAGCUCAUCCAGGGGGAGCCGCUCACCAAAGACAAGAUCGAGGAGCUGAAGAAGAGCCGCGAGGAGCAGGUGCAGAAGAAGAAGAGGAUCCUGAAGGAGCUGCAGAAGGUGGAGCGGCAGCUGCAGCUCAAGACCCAGCAGCAGUUCACCAAAGAGUACAUGGAGGCCCAGGGCUCGCGGGACCACCCGGGGGACGAGCCCUCCCCCUCCUCCCCCCCGGCGCCCGCCCUGCACCCCGCCCGGCUCGGCCUGGGGGAGGGCGAGGACGAGGACGAGGAGGGGCUGCCGCUCGCCACCGAGCAGGACGAGGAGGAGUUGGAGGAGGAGGAGGAGGAGGAAGAGGAGGAGGAGGACGACGAGGAGGACGAGGACGACGAGGAGGACGACGAGGACGAGGAGGACGAAGAGGGGGAGGAGCUGGAGGUGGGGGACUGCGCCAAGCUCCCGCAGGUGGACACCAUCCUGUACCGGGAGGCUCAGCCGCCCCCGCCCCCGCCCCCGCAGCCCCAGCUCCCGGGCCCCCUGCCGCCCCCGCUCCAGCCCCAGCCCAGCUUCAUCCCCGUGCCCGUGCAGCCCCUGCCCCCACAGCAGUCCACCGACUUCGGCAGCGCCGACUACCCCUGCGCUACCGGCGCCGACCUGCAGAGGGUGCUGGUGAGCCAGCAGAUGCUGGGGCCCGGCCUCCUCGCCACCCAGGCCCCCGACGGCCUCAUGGUGGCCACGCCCGCUCAGACGCUCACAGACACACUGGACGACAUCAUGGCAGCUGUGAGCAGCAGAGUGCCUAUGCUGAACACUACCACCUCGCCCACGCCCCAGCUCCCAGUGCAGACCCCCGGAAACGGCGUGUCCCCGCCCUCCAUGCUGCCCCUCUACCCCUCUGUGGACAUCGACGCACACACGGAGAGUAAUCACGACACGGCGCUGACGCUGGCCUGCGCAGGAGGACACGAGGAGCUGGUGUCUGUGCUGAUCGCCCGCGGAGCCAACAUCGAGCACCGCGACAAGAAGGGCUUCACUCCUCUGAUCCUGGCGGCUACAGCGGGUCAUGUGGUGGUGGUGGAGAUCCUGCUGGACAAAGGGGGGGACAUCGAGGCCCAGUCUGAGAGAACCAAAGACACCCCUCUCUCCCUGGCCUGUUCCGGGGGCCGCCAAGAGGUGGUGGAGCUUCUGCUGCUUCGAGGGGCGAACAAGGAGCACCGGAACGUGUCGGACUACACCCCACUCAGCCUGGCCGCCUCGGGGGGCUACGUCAACAUCAUCAAGAUCCUCCUCAACGCCGGCGCCGAGAUCAACUCCAGGACGGGGAGUAAGCUGGGCAUCUCACCCCUGAUGCUGGCGGCCAUGAACGGGCACGUCCCUGCGGUGAAGCUGCUGCUGGACAUGGGCUCCGACAUCAACGCGCAGAUCGAGACCAACCGCAACACGGCGCUCACGCUGGCCUGCUUCCAGGGCCGCGCCGAGGUGGUCAGCCUGCUGCUCGACCGCAAGGCCAACGUGGAGCACCGCGCCAAGACCGGGCUGACCCCGCUGAUGGAAGCUGCCUCGGGGGGCUACGCGGAGGUGGGGCGGGUGCUGCUGGAUAAGGGCGCUGACGUAAACGCCCCUCCCGUCCCCUCCUCCCGGGACACUGCCCUCACCAUCGCCGCAGACAAGGGCCACUACAAGUUCUGUGAGCUGCUCAUCAACAGAGGAGCUCACAUCGACGUGCGUAAUAAGAAGGGGAACACGCCCCUGUGGCUGGCGGCCAACGGCGGCCAUUUUGACGUGGUGCAGUUGCUGGUCCAGGCCGGGGCUGACGUGGACGCAGCCGACAACCGCAAAAUCACGCCUCUCAUGGCGGCUUUCCGCAAGGGUCAUGUGAAGGUGGUGCAGUACCUGGUGAAGGAAGUCAAUCAGUUCCCCUCUGACAUCGAGUGCAUGAGAUACAUCGCCACUAUCGCCGACAAGGAGCUGCUGAAGAAGUGCCACCAGUGCAUGGAGACCAUCGUCAAAGCCAAAGACCAGCAGGCGGCCGAGGCCAACAAGAACGCCAGCAUCCUGCUGAAGGAGCUGGACCUGGAGAAGUCCAGGGAGGAGAGCAAGAAGCAGGCCCUGGCAGCCAAGAGGGAGAAGCGCAAGGAGAAACGCAAGAAGAAGAAGGAGGAGCAGAAGAGGAAGCUGGAGGAAGAGGAGGCCAAGGUGAAGGAGGCCUUCUCCGAAAUGCAGGACCAGGAGAAAGACUCCAGCGAAGAGGCCGAGGUCCCCAUCGAGCCCCCCAGCGCCACCACCACCACCACCAUCGGCAUCUCUGCCACCUCGCCCACCUUCACCUGCGCCUUCGGCAAGAAGCGCGCCAACGUGGCCACCACGCCCAGCGUCGCCCGCAAGAGCAAGAAGAACAAGACCAAGGACUGCGCCAGCGAGCCCAUCAUCCUGCAGGACCCGCAGGUGGCGCUGGCCCAGCAGAAGGCCGACAAAAACAAGAUCCAGGGCGAGCCGCGGGGCGGCGGGGCGCCGGGGGGGAACAGCGACUCCGACAACCUGGACUCCGCCGACUGCACCAGCGAGAGCAGCAGCAGCGGCGGCAAGAGCCAGGAGCUGAACUACCUGCCCGACCUGCCUUCCUCCUCCUCCUCGUCCUCCUCCUCCUCCUCCUCGGCCUCCUCCGGCCCGGCCCACCACCCCCCGCCCGUCCCCGAGAAGAGACAGUGCCCCUCCCUGCACAGCUCCCGCGAGGACAAGGUCACGGUGUCCAUCUCCAAACCCCCGCAGAACAGGGCUCCAGACUCCGCCCCCGACUUGACUCACCACUCCUUCUCCUCGGCCUUGAAGACCAUGUCACUGCCCGUGUCGUCCCCCAACAGCAAGCUGAACCUCACCAGCCCCAAGAGGGGCCAGAAGAGAGAGGACGGCUGGAAGGAGGUGGUCCGGAGAUCUAAAAAGCUGUCUGUCCCCGCGUCCGUGGUCUCUCGGAUCAUGGGCCGGGGCGGCUGCAACAUCACUGCCAUCCAGGACGUGACGGGCGCCCACAUCGACGUCGACAAACAGAAGGACAAGAACGGAGAACGCAUGAUCACCAUCCGGGGCGGCACGGAGUCCACGCGCCACGCCGUGCAGCUGAUCAACGCGCUGAUCCAGGACCCAGCCAAGGAGCUGGAGGACCUGAUCCCCCGAAACCACAUCCGCAUCCCGGGCACCAACACCAAGAUGGGCUCCACCUUCACCACGGCGACGGGCGCCACCAGCACCACGGCGGCCGGCUCCAAGGGGCUGCCGUCGGUGGUGCCGUCCUCGGGCAUGUCCUUCCAGGCCUCCGCCUCCUCCGCGUCCUCGCAGGCGGGGGGCAAGGGGGGCAAGAGCCUGUCCCCCGGGGUGCGGCCGCCCUUCGUGUCCCUGCCCCUGGCCUACGCGCACCCCCAGCUGGCCCUGCUGGCCGCCCAGACCAUGCACCAGAUCCGCCACCCGCGGCUGCCCAUGGCCCAGUUCGGCGGGACCUUCACCCCCUCGCCCGGCACCUGGGGGCCCUUCCCCGUGCGUCCCGUCAGCCCCGGGAGUGCCAACAGCUCCCCGAAACACAACGGGGGCAUCGCCGCCCCCGGAGGGCCCAGACCGGGCCCCUCCCACGGCCCCGAGCACCUGGCCCCUGGCCUGACCCCGACCGCGUCCUCCGCCCCGUCCCUCCCCGCCGUCCCCACCCCCUCCUCCGUCAGGAAGCAGCUCUUCUCCUCCGAGCCCAAGCCUGCGGCGGUCGCUAUGGCGACGGCGGUAACCAGCGCCGCGGCGACGGCGAGCAGCGUGAGAUCCUCCAGCUCCCCCGCCCCCCUGGCCUGCACCGCGCCCACCACGCCCCCCACCCCUCCCCCUCCUCCCCCGCCCAUCGCCCCUCCUCCCACACAGCAGGUCCCCACUCCCAAACCCGAGCCCUGCCCCACUGCCACGCCCAGUAAGGAGAAGCCCUCGGAGCAGCAGGCCGCGCCCGUUUUGGCCGGAGCGCCCGAGGGCCCCGGCGCCUUGCCCUUCCAGGCCCCGCUCCCGCCCCUGGCCUCCCUCCCGCCCCCGCAGCCCGAGACCCGCCAGCCUCCACUGCCGCUGUCCUUCGCCCCGAACGCAGACUCCCCGCCCCCCAGUCGGCCCCGCCCGCGCCCCGCCCCCCCCGUGCCCUCCGUCUCCCACGCGGGCCCCGCCCUGCCUCAUUUCAGCGCCCCCGGCCCUGCCCCCCGCCCCUCCCCUCGCGUGCAGCCUGCCGGGCCCUUCUACCCGCUGGCCCCCGGGGGCUCCCUCCAGGACCCGCACUCCGUGUACAGCGCGCCCCAGGAGUCCCUGAAGCAGCAGCAGCAGCAGCAGCAGCAGCAGGGUCUGGCCGCGCCCGGCAUGGCGCCCCCCUCCCUCCAGAUGUCCUCGGCCAUCGGCGUGCUCAACGGCUCCCAGAUGCACCUCCACGCCGGCGGGGGGAAGGCCCAGCUGCCCCCCAAUUUCGGGCCCGCCGCCCUCUUCAACCAUUUCAGCAGCAUGUUCGACAGCAACCAGGUCGGCAACAGCCAGGUGUGGGGGGCCUGCCACCUCCCCGCCCGGACCCCGCCCGACCAGGCCUACGGACCGCCGCCCGCCUACAUGGGCAGCAUGGGCCAGAUGGAGGGCGUCAUGCCCCCGCCCGACAGCUCCAAAGCUCCCGGAUACCGCUGCACCUCCCAGAGGAUCGUAAACAGCCCCAUCGGCAUGCACCACAUGGAUCCUUCCGGAAACUCCAUCUCCACGUCCGCGGCACUGACCAGCUUCGCCACCAGCAUCUCGGGCAGCCCCGUGUUCCUGCAGGGCCCCACCCCCGUGACCACGCCCUCUUUCAGCCGCCAGCACUUCUCCCCCCACCCCUGGAGCGCGUCCACUUCCUGCGAGUCCCCGGUCCCGUCGGUGUCGUCGGGCGCGUCCUCCCCCCUCUCGGCGUCGGUGGCGGCUCCGGCGAUGGUCCAGACCAAGCCCAGCAACGCCAGCCAGCAGGACCGCAAGGUGCCUCAGCCAAUCGGCACGGAGCGCCUGGCCCGGAUCCGCCAGACCGGCUCGGUCAACCCCCCGAUGCUCACCACCAACUACACCCCGCCCGUCGGACAGGGGGGCAUCUGGUCUUUCGGCGUCGGUAGUGCCUCUGAGGCGAUGUCGGGCUGGUCGCAGCCGCUGAUGAGCAGUCACAUGAUGCAGCAGCAGCUGCCCGAGCAGUCGGCCUUCUCCCAGCACCAGCCCAUGGAGCGGGACGACACCGGCAUCGUGGCCCCCUCCAACACCUUCCACCAGCCCCCGCCCAGCAGCUACAUGGACUUCCCCAAGGGGUUGCCGAUGUCCAUGUACGGGGGAGCGAUGAUCCCGCCGCACCCCCCGAUGGCAGAGGGCCCGGGGGGGGCCAUGUACAACGGCCUCCACACUGCCGACCCGGCCUGGAACCCCAUCCUCAAAGUGGUCCCCAACUCCGCAGAGAACUCAGACCCCCAGCAGGUCUGGCCUGGUACAUGGGCCCCACACGUUGGGAACGUACACAUGAACCACGUCAACUAAAAACCAUCAACCGCAAACAAAAUGGCGACCGAGGAGGCAUAGGACCAGUUAAAGAAACACAAAACUUUUUUUUGUUUUUUUUUGUUUUUGUUUUUGUUUUUUUAAGAACAAUUACAAAGAGGUUAACCUAGUAGUGUCCUAAGUGAUAAAUGAAACACCCGGUAAGAAUCAGAGGGACGGACGCUAUUUUUGAUGUGCCUAACUAAAUAAGAAUUCAGUGUGGGCUUUAACCCGUUUACCACGGUCUAUGAACAAAUGGAUUGCCUGUUCAACAGGACACGUUCUCUGCGUAGUAUAGCCGUUUUGACUUUAAAAAAACCCACAUAAACUGUUCUUGGUCUGCAGGGCUCAACAACAGGACUGUAAGCUAUUUAUACAUGGCCAAGAACUAGAUUACUGCAUAAGGAGAUGAAUCAGACCUUUUAGAGUGGUAAAUACAUGUAUAAUUGUUUACAUACUAAAAAAAGGGUUCAAAUGAGAGUAAAUUUCAUGUCGUAUAGUGGCUCAACUUUAUGUAGCCUGUAUUAAUGUGAAAUAUUUACCUUAAUAUUCAAUAAAAAGAUGGAACUGUA
Molecule: messenger RNA, 8688 nt
Organism: Conger conger (European conger)
Lineage: Eukaryota; Metazoa; Chordata; Actinopteri; Anguilliformes; Congridae
Gene: ankhd1
Product: ankyrin repeat and KH domain containing 1
Biological process (GO): innate immune response
Cellular component (GO): cytoplasm
Molecular function (GO): RNA binding; protein binding
Source: RefSeq, a predicted model, not a curated record